AUGGCCGUCUGUAUAAUAACCUGUUCUUUGAACUUUCAGCUGCGUGAAUCUUUUAAGGAGCUGAAGAAACGUUUCAGCAACACUAAGUUCAACUACCUGAAGAGAAACGACAGAACCAGGAACCUGAAGGCCGUGUGCAACCAGCUGCAGCAGAUGGGGGCGUACCAGGAGAAGCUGCAGAGCCUUAGCAAGCGGAUUCAUGGUGUGACGGCCCGGCUGGGUUCUGAGGCUAAGAACACCAGCGCGGCCCGGCAGGUGGAGGACGCAGUCAACGAGCUACAGAGACAGACAGGACAGCUGGAGAGAAACAUCUGUGAACACCAGAAGACUCUGGACAUGACGUUCAGACUGCAGCAGGCGAUGGAGGAGUACCAGUUCUGGUGUGAGGAGGCCAGCGCCACCAUUACUCGGGUGGGGAAGUUUUCUUUGGAGUGUCGAAGCACAGAAGCCGUUUCUGUUCUCUAUCGGCAGUUUGAGAAGUUUGUUUGGCCGACGGUUCCUCAGCAGGAGGAAAGGAUCAGUCAGAUUACAGAGCUGGCUGUUAGGCUACAUGGGGUGGAGGAGGGGCAGCGUUACAUCGAGAAGACAGUCAGUAAACACUCAGAGAUGGUGGAGUCCAUCAGAGAGCUGAGUGACGGACUGAUGGAGCUGGAAGCCAAGCUGAAGGUGGAGAGUCUUAAACAGCAGCCGGAUGAAGAAAAGAAAGCAGAGAGGAGACAGACGGAAGAGGUGGAGGAGGUGGGAGAAGAAAGGAAGAUGAAACAGAAGGAUAACCGCAGCGUGCAGGAGGCAGCUGACAUGCGUGAACUUAAAGAAACGGGCCACACCCCCGAACUAAUCACAAAAAACGAUAGAAACGAAGCCGCUUCGGCCAAUGAGACGCCUCCAUUACAGAAGAGUCAAGGUCAGGAGGUAAACGGGCCCACAGCGAGCAGAGGGAAGUUCACCGCCUCCCACACCCUCGCCAUCUGCUCACCUGUGGAUGUCAAACAACAGAUCCAAGCCACCCAGAACCAGUCACAGAGCACCGCUACCGUGCCUAAAGCUAGACCUUCUCAGUCUGUCCUUAGUCCACCAUUCUCUGAUAAUCAGGAAGAUUUUCAGCAGGAGACGGAAGGAACAGAACAGCAGAUAGAUUCUAGUUUCUGUGGAUCCAAAACAUUUUCCCUACAGGACGAAUCAUUGAAUGUGGAGCUCCAUCAGCCUGAGGAUUGCUUUUCCAACGAUGAAUAUGACUGUGCUUCCCCUGACGACAUCUCCCUGCCUCCACUGGCAGAGACCCCAGAGUCCAACAUGUUCCAGUCAGACGUGGAGGACGGAUUCUGUUUUAGUUCACACAGUGUCCACAUCAGUCAGGUCAGCCACCAGUGCCACGCCCAGUCAGAGCCAACAGGAACUGGUUCUGUCCCCCAGCAGACAGAAAGCUGUCCCGCUUCUUCGGUCAGUCGUCAAAGCAGCAGCAGGUUCAGAUCAGAGUCCAGAUCCUUCAUCCCAAGUCCAUCAACAGUUCCUGCUGCGACGCUCUUUACCAGCAGUUUGUGCACCGUCCUGAAAUCCAAGGAGUCCAGCACUGUCCAACUGGACGGCCCCGUCCAUGGAAACAACAGCGUAUACGGCUCUAAAGAUAGAAAUGCUCCAAAGAUGAGGAGUUCAUCCACAACCCCUAAACAGGGUCUGAGUCAGACCCUUCAUCCACAGUCCUCUAGUGGUUCUGAUGUUGGGCUCCACAGUAACAGCAUUCCUAAAAGAGACACAGGGGAUCAAGAAUUCAGCUCUAGUUUCACUAAAACCAACCGUGUCCUUCCUGAAGACAGGAAUUUUCCAGAAUGCCAUCAUGACUCGACAAGUCAGAUCCUUCAGGAUGUGAAGUCAAUCAAAAAUCUGAGAGAAAACACGCCUCCAGGAGACAGUCUUAUUAAGACCACCACCAGUUUAGUUUUCCAGCAGAAAGUUUCCAUCAAAUCCUCUUUUUCAGACAGUCGUUGCACCAUCACCUCUCUCUGUAAUCCAUUCCCGAAGGCGUCCUCUCAGACGUCCAGCAUUACAGACCGUGUCUUCCACAAACAUACGGCUCAGCUGAAGAACAGUGACUUUAUAAAACCCCCAACACUCCCCCAGAAAUUCAACAAUCCCCCAGAAUUCAACAAUCCCCCAGAGUUCAACAAUCCCCCAGAAUUCAACAAUCCCCCAGAGUUCAACAAUCCCCCAGAGUUCAGCAAUCCCCCAGAGUUCAGCAAUCCCCCAGAGUUCAACAAUCCCCCAGAGUUCAACAAUCCCCCAGAGUUCAACAAUCCCCCAGAAGACAGCAGUCUUUGCACAACAACCACGGUCAUUCAGCAGAGCGUCCUCAAACAGUCGCCCCCUUCAGGCAGGCAGCAGAGAGACACAACUAAAACCCAGUACAGCCCUGAGGACCUCAUCCAGAGUCCACCUCAGCCCAAAUCCCUCCAGAACAUCACUACCUGCUCCAGCAAACAGGGUCUCCAGACCGUCGACCCCUUCCAGGAGUCCCUAACCUUCAGCUACACCCAGCAUGACGUGCAUGCUCCCAGCAUGAGUCCCAGCUCCGCCCACCAGGCUCCUUCUCACCCAGAGCCUCUGACCCUCGCUUCACCCCAUCCAGCUAAUCUGCAUGAUAAAUCUCCAUAUCCUCCACCUCAUGAACUAACACCACCCCAAGAUCCUGAUAUCUGUCUGCCCGUGGUCAUCCGCGAGGAGAUCAGGCUGACCCCCCAGGUCCAGGGGCCUCCUCUUCCUCCCGUUCCUCUUCCUCAGGGAAAAGCCUCUGAACCCGGCCUCCCCUGCUUCACCAGGCCCCGAUCUCAAGCCGUGGUCAUGGAGGGCUCUCCAGUGACGUUAGAGGUGGAGGUGCUGGGGAACCCAGAGCCCAGGCUCACCCGGUUUACGCAUGACGGCGUCUCUCAGAACCAGAGGCACUGCCUCCAGGACUCCAAGCCGUUGGUGGGAAGCAGCAGCAGUGCUGGUGAUAAAUGGCUGCUUCUGGAGGCGUUUGACAUCAUCACGGACGACUGGAACACCUGGAUCAGCCCAGGGCCGACCAAUCAGAGGCCCCCUCCCAUGGUGAUGUCAGGGGCGUAUAAAGCCCCCGGCGGGCGGUGGGCAGCCCUGAGCAGAGUCAGCGUUCCCGGCCUGGACGCCUCGGCUGGAGGGACUGCUGUCAGGAGGACGAACAGAACUACACGGCGCCCGCCUGUAGUUUUGUUUUCUACUGAGGGCUUCCUGCGCCGCUCGGCUGCUCUUCUGGACUUUCUGACUGUUUCUGGAUAA
Molecule: messenger RNA, 3288 nt
Organism: Cyprinodon variegatus (sheepshead minnow)
Lineage: Eukaryota; Metazoa; Chordata; Actinopteri; Cyprinodontiformes; Cyprinodontidae
Gene: ccdc141
Product: coiled-coil domain containing 141
Exons: 13
Coding region: 1-3288 (1095 amino acids)
Source: RefSeq, a predicted model, not a curated record